AUGCCGAAUUUUACCCAUAAACUGAUAUUAUUAAAUAGGCUACACAUUCAUUGUGUACCUCCACUGUUUAAUAGUUUUGUCACGAUAACGCAAAAACGUUUCAAAUCAACUUCAAGGCCUACAAGUUUUCCUGAUUAUUAUAAAAAUCCAAUAUUUAGAAAAGAAGAUCAGGCGAAACUAGCGGAAAUCAAUGAAUUGUCGAAGUUGGCUUCUGCACCCGUUAAACCUCCGGCCGUAUAUGAGACUUCAUCUGUUUAUCAUGACCCACUUAUUAAUAAGGUUAUAAAUCAUGUUAUGGAAGAUGGGAAAAAAUUAUUGGCACGCCAACUUGUGGAGAAAGCUUUUGAAAAUAUUAAGAGAAAACAAAUUGAACGCUAUCAUUUGGCCGCAACACCAGAGGAAAAAUCAAAGAUAAUCUUAAGUCCUAAAGAAAUACUACAUAGAGCAAUUGAAAACUGCAAACCUUUGCUCCAACUUACACCUAUUAAGAGGGGAGGUAUAACAUAUCAGGUCCCAGGUCCUAUAACGGAUAGGAGGUCAUUAUUUUUAGCAAUAAAAUGGUUGUUGGAGGCUGCAAAUGAGAAAGAGAGAACUGUGCAUUUUCCUGAACAGUUUGCGUGGGAACUGUUGGAUGCAGCUAACAAUACUGGCAAAGUUGUAAAAAGAAAGCAAGAUCUCCAUCGGCAAUGUGAAGCAAACAGGGCAUAUGCACAUUACAGAUGGCAA
Messenger RNA from Iphiclides podalirius (scarce swallowtail), 726 nucleotides. The record is from the annotation of a GenBank genome assembly. Lineage: Eukaryota; Metazoa; Arthropoda; Insecta; Lepidoptera; Papilionidae.